AUGGCUCGGUUCUUUGUUGCUGUUCUUCUUCUCGGCCUCUCUUCCUGCAUCUCCGGUGCUCCUGGCACUACAGCAUCGACAUCACCACAGAGUCAAAUCAGAAGUCAACUCUCUGGAAACUGGAUCAACGAACUUAGCUCGACCAUGACCGUAAUUGCAGACCAAAAUGGUGGUCUCAGUAUAUCUGUUGGCUGGGUGGUUACAUAUAACAACGAGCAAUGCAAUGCUCAUAGUACCGCAACUUGGAGCGGUCAAUACUUCAACAACAUCAGUGGUGAAAUGAUUCAGGCCCCCAGAAUCUUUUGCAGCGGACGGUAUAAUUUCGCGUUCCGCCGUCAAAUUUGA
Messenger RNA from Lentinula edodes (shiitake mushroom), 345 nucleotides. RefSeq lists its product as uncharacterized. The transcript has 4 exons. Bases 1 to 345 code for a protein of 114 amino acids. Lineage: Eukaryota; Fungi; Basidiomycota; Agaricomycetes; Agaricales; Omphalotaceae. The record is from RefSeq and is a predicted model, not a curated record.